GGGAGUAGGGGGAUGAUUUAGGCUAUUAUGAAAGGAAGAUAGAGACAGAGUGAGGAAGAGAGAUCGUGUCGUGCAGACGACAGCAUCCUUAUUGCAACAGGGGCUGCAGUUACUUAAAGAGAGAGAAAAAACCUCAUAACAUUAGAAAAGGCCAGUGGCCAUUAUUGACGCAGCGCGCGGCACCAGCAGCGUCACUUGAGGAGACAGGGAGACGCGAGCACGUCCUCAUUCAAGCGGUUUUACAAAGGAGCUAAAAGGCCUCUGUCUCUCGUCUGGGUGUGGUUGCAGUAGGAGGAUGAGGAUUCUGUUGUGUCUGCUGUCUCUCAGCUCUCUGGCUCUGAGCUACGCAUUGGGUGGGGAUGUGUGUGUGUCGGGUCACGACAGUGGGCCUGUGUUUGAGGAGCAGCCGUCUAGCCUGAUUUACCCGGAGGGGAUGCCAGAAGGCAAGGUGACCCUGAGCUGUCAGGCUCGCGCCAGCCCUGCUGCUAUUUACCGGUGGCGUGUGAAUGGCACUGAAAUAGCAUUUGCUGAAGAUUCGCAGUACACACAGGUUGCAGGAAAUCUUGUGAUCAAUAACCCUCAGAAUGGGCGAGAUGGUGGGUCGUACCAGUGUCUCGCCAUCAACCGCUGUGGCACCAUUGUUAGCCGAGUAGCUAACCUCAAAUUUGGCUACCUCCAUGAUUUCCCCCCGGAGAGUAGAAGCCCUCAGACGGUCAAUGAGGGUACGGGAACCUUUCUUGCCUGCCAACCACCAGCUCAUUAUCCGGCUUUGUCCUACCGCUGGUUCAUCAAUGAGUUCCCCAACUUCAUCCAGCCAGAGGCGGGCAGAUGGUUUGUUUCUCAGGUGACGGGUAACUUAUACCUUGCUAACGCAAGAGCCAAUGACACAGGCAACUAUUUCUGCUUCACCACCAUCAACAUGGACGUCAGCACCAAGAGCAUCUUCAGCAAAGCUGUCCAGCUCACUGUUUACCCUGAUGCCAACCCAAGGAAAGCCUCUCCAAAUAUCCGAGUGCGUUUUCCCGCUGAGACGUAUGCAUUAUCAGGACAAACUGCACAGCUGGAAUGCUUUGCCUAUGGCAAUCCCAUUCCUAAAAUCCGCUGGAGGAAGGUGGAUGGGAUUUUACCACCUAAGGUCGGAGCAAGCGCAGAGGGGCCCAUCUUGAUUAUUCCUGAACUGAAUUUUGAUGAUGAAGGCAUGUAUGAGUGUGAGGUUUUCAACUCAGAGGGCCGUGAGACACAUCAAGGACGUGUCUCUGUGCAAGCCCAGCCUGAGUGGCUUCAGGUCAUGAGUGACUCCGAGGUGGAAAUAAGUUCAGAGCUGCAGUGGAGCUGUGCUGCUGCAGGCAAACCAAGACCCACCAUUCGUUGGCUUCGUAACGGACAGCCCCUCAGCACACAGGACCGUGUCGAAGUGAACAAUGGGCGACUGAGAAUCAGUAACCUCGCCCUAGAGGAUUCCGGGAUGUAUCAGUGUGUGGCCGAAAACAAACAUGGCACCAUUUACUCAAACGCUGAGCUCAGAGUUCAAGUCCAGGCUCCAGACUUCAGGUUAAAUCCAGUGCGGAAGCUGGUUCCUGCUGCCCGUGGCGGACAGGUUAAAAUGGAGUGUAAACCUCGGGCGGCUCCCAAACCCACUCUCUUUUGGAGCCGUGGCACAGAGCUACUGACCAAUAGCACCAGGAUAACAGUCACUCCAGAUGGGGUUCUGUGGAUCUACAACAUCAGUCGUGCCGAUGAGGGAAAGUACACCUGCUUUGCUGAAAACUACCUUGGCAAAGCCAACAGCACAGGACACCUGUCUGUCAGGGAUGCCACAAAAAUCACAUUAGCGCCUUCUAAUGCUGACAUCAAUCAGGGUGAAAAUGCCACUCUGCAGUGCCAUGCGUCACAUGACCCUACAAUGGACCUUACCUUCACCUGGUCCCUCAAUGGAGUUCUGUUGGACCUAGAGGAACCAAAUGGACACUAUCGGCGUAUGGAGGGGAAAGAGACGAUUGGUGACCUGGUGAUUGUGACCGGACAGCUCAGUCACGCUGGCACGUACACCUGCAUGGCCCAGACGGUUGUAGACAGCGCGGUGGCCUCGGCCAAGCUGGUUGUGAGAGGCCCACCAGGACCUCCUGGAGGUUUAGUGGUGACUAGUGUCAAUGACACAUCGGUUGAGUUGAGAUGGAGCCGUGGAUAUGACAACCACAGUCCCAUUGGCAAGUAUGUCAUCCUGGGCCGAUCUUCACAGACUCACGACUGGAAGAGAAUGAGGACAGACCCUGCGAACAUAGAAGGAAAUGCUGAAUCUGCACGUGUGAUAGAUCUUCGACCCUGGAUGGAUUAUGAAUUCCAAGUCAUUGCCAGCAACAUUUUGGGUAGUGGAGAACCAAGCAUGCCCUCCCAGCCCGUCCGAACCAAACAAGCAGCACCCACUGUGGCUCCCAGCGGACUUGGUGGAGGUGGAGGAAACCAUAAUGAACUUAUCAUUACAUGGACUCCCAUGGCCAGGGAGUAUCAGAAUGGAGAUGGCUUUGGCUAUAUCCUGGCAUUCAGAAAGCAAGGCGUGCCAACAUGGACAGUGGUGAGGGUGCCACACGUGGAGUCAUCACGAUAUGUCUACAGCAAUGAAAGUCUGUCAGCCUACUGUCCUUUUGAAGUCAGAAUCAAGGCCUACAACAAGAAAGGCGAAGGUCCCUUCAGCCAGAUUGCUGUAGUACAUUCAGCAGAAGAGGAACCUACCAUAUCCCCAAGAAGGAUUAAUGCCACUGCUCUGACUGCUUUUGAGAUUCUGGUGUCCUGGGAGCCCAUUCAACAUCUGAACAUUAACGGAGUUCUUCGGGGUUACGAGAUUCGUUAUUGGCGACAACAUGAACGUGAGGCGGCUGCGGACCGUGUGAGAACAGCAGGGCUGGAGAACACGGCACGAGUCACAGGCCUGAGGCCUAACACUCUCUAUCAUGUCACCGUAUUGGCCUACAACAGUGCAGGCACUGGCCCACCUUCCCCAAGAACCACUGUCAUCACCAAGAAACCUCCCCCCAACCGUCCUCCAGGCAACGUCUCAUGGAAGGCUGAUGGUUCUUGGGUUACUGUGAGGUGGGAUCAUGUUAAAUCCAUGGACAAUGAGUCUGCCGUUCUGGGUUACAAAGUCCUUUACAAGCAUGAAGGACAGUCUGCCUUGAAGAUACUGGAGAAAAACAAGAACUCCAUCAGUCUGCCGUUACCCAAGGACAAUGGUUAUGUGGUUCUGGAAAUCCGCUCUUGGGGAGAUGGAGGAGAUGGAGCAGCCCAUGAGACCAUAGUGUCUCGAGACUCAGGCACUGGAAUGAUGGUCCAGAACAACGCUGCCACUUCUGGGUCGCUCUGCACAUCUCUUCUGGGGUUCACUGCACUCAUUCUCAUUGGCUCUUCGGGACUGUGAUGUUAGCUGAUGAUGAGGCAUUUCUUAUUAAUAUGAAGGAUAAUUGAGCAGGUUUUCCCCUCAGAAGAGGUAGGGCUGUAAGUUUUGGAAAUGUGAGGAGUGGAAGAUUCUUUUGUAUAAAAAGCUUUUUUACAAGGAUGACUGGUCAAAGAGAGCGGUUGUGGGAGACUGUUUUCGAUUGUUAUAAUUUUAGACGCUUGCCUUAUGGAAACGCAAACUUAAGCGGUGGUCAUGUCAGCAUUUGGUUGUAGUUUCUAAAAUUCAACAACUUCGUCAUAGGUGUAAAUACACAUGGAUGUAUUGGUGACAUUUCCAUAAUGGAUAAAACAAAACUUUUUUAAUACUCUGUUGCUACUUCAUGGCAGCAUGUGGACUGCAGAAUGAUCCAAAUGAAUGUUUACCUUUUUUAUUUAAUCUUUUAGUUUUGUGAUAAUGCAAUUAGAAGCAAGAGCGGAUUAUGGUUUUUAUCAACAGUGUUUUGUAUCUGUGUUGAAUGAUUGUAGCAUUCAGUGUUCUGGUUUUUCAAGAUGAAAAGUCUCACGAAAGCAGUGGUACAACACAACCUGAUUCUCGUGUGGUUGUUAAAGUGAGCUUGGCUUGCCAAAGUCACUCCGUUAUCUUAUUAUUAUUGCUUUGUCUUUUUUUCUCAGUGAUUACGUAAAAAAUUGACGUCCAUGGGUUGUUCCUUUCUUUCUUGGCACAUCACAAGAGCGAGACACUGGACAUUGAACAAUACUGAAGAUAACAUUCAUGGACUAACUAGUUAAUUAUUAUCCUAUAAUAUCAUAAUAUAUUAUAGGAUAUUGUUUUAAAGAACUGAAUCAUGGCUGAUUUUUGGAGACUGUCCCUAAUGAUGACACCUUAUCAUACUUUAUGUAACAAGGGCCAUUUGGCUGAAAGAAUUAGGAGACACAUGUUUUGGAAUUGGUGAGGGUUCUGGGGCUCUCUAACAGGUCCCAGGACGCUUGUCAGGUACAAAAUCCAGCUCAGCCGAAACCUGCCAUUUGUUGUUUACCAAAACCAAUAUGGAUUUGUAAAUGUCGUCCUUAUUUAUUUUAUUUAUUAAUGAGGACAAAACUGACAUUUCAAAGCUUCUCUACUGUGCUUUUUACAUAUCGUCUUUCAAAUCUAUGGCAUCACCUAAAAAGUGCAAAGUGAAAUUGCACUUUCAGUGUAGCAGGUGAAAUCUGACAGUAUUCAACUAUAAAAUCAUUUGUUUUUGCAUUGAAUUUCAGUCUGACACCAAAAUGAAACCAUGUUCCCUGCAUUGCUUUUCAUUUGUGCCUGUUCAGUGGGAUAAUUUCCUUGGAAAUGUAUUUUUUUCUAUUUAAUGUUUCUAUUUAAUGUAUUUAAUUUUCUAUUUAACAGUUUUCAUCAAGUUCUUACUGUAAAUAUCGCAAUUUUCUUCAUGCGAGGAGUGCUUGAUAGUUUGAGCUCCUUAAUUUAGUUUUUUACAUCUUCUCUUAA
Messenger RNA from Labeo rohita (rohu), 4879 nucleotides. RefSeq names its product contactin 2 (gene cntn2). Gene Ontology annotation, biological process: cell-cell adhesion; brain development. The transcript is spliced from 23 exons. The record is from RefSeq and is a predicted model, not a curated record. NCBI's taxonomy places the organism in Eukaryota, Metazoa, Chordata, Actinopteri, Cypriniformes, Cyprinidae. Bases 296 to 3412 code for a protein of 1038 amino acids. Gene Ontology annotation, molecular function: cell-cell adhesion mediator activity.